Molecule: messenger RNA, 2993 nt
Organism: Pipra filicauda (Wire-tailed manakin)
Lineage: Eukaryota; Metazoa; Chordata; Aves; Passeriformes; Pipridae
Gene: NUCLEOLIN
Product: nucleolin
Exons: 15
Coding region: 167-2260 (697 amino acids)
Molecular function (GO): RNA binding
Source: RefSeq, a predicted model, not a curated record
GGCGCGCACUCGCUCUUUCGUGUCAGUGCCCGGCCCGGCCGCCCGCGCGUCCCCGCCGCUCCCGCCGCGCCACCGGCACCGCUCCCGCCGCGCCGCCGGCACCGCCCGCCCCGCGCUCUGCACAGCCCCGGCCGCCGCCCCUGCGCCGCCAGGCACUGCCGCCAUCAUGGUGAAGAUCGCCAAGACCCCGAAGAACCAGAUCAAACAGAAGAAAAUGGCUCCUCCUCCGAAAAAGUUCGAGGAGAGCGAAGAGGAAGAGUCCUCUGACCUAGACGAAAGCAGCGGAGAAGAGAUGAUCCCUCAGAAGAAACCACAAAAAGUAGCUGUUACCCCAGCCAAGAAGGUUGCUACACCUGCAAAGAAGGUUGCUACUCCUGCGAAAAAGGCAAUUACACCUGCAAAGAAGGCUGUGCCUACUCCACAGCCCAAAAAGGCUGUUGCUCCAUCACCUAAAAAGGCAGCUGUCCUAACCAAAGGAGCAAAAAAUGGAAAGAAUGCCAAGAAGCAAGAGAGCGAGGAGGAGGAUGACGACGAAGAUGAUGAUGAAGAUGAGGAGGAGGAUGAGGAGGAGGAUGAAGAGGAAGAAGAUUCUGAUGAGGAAGAGGAACCACCAAUGCCUGUGAAGCCUGCAGCCAAAAAGCCUGCAGCAGUACCAGCCAAAAAGCCUGCAGUUGUGCCAGCAAAGCAGGAAUCUGAAGAGGAGGAUGAAGAGGAUGAUGAGGAAGAUGAUGAUGAAGAAGAUGAUGAGUCUGAAGAUGAAGCCAUGGACACAGCCCCUGUUCCAGUGAAGAAAACCACUCCAGCCAAGGCCACACCAGUGAAAGCCAAGGCAGACUCUGAAGAUGAGGAAGAUGAUGAUGAGGAAGACGAUGAAGAGGAUGAUGAGGAUGAUGAAGAGGAGGAUGCUGAGGAGGAAAGUGAGGAUGAAAAACCUGUCAAGGAAGCACCUGGAAAGAGGAAGAAAGAAAUGGCCAAUAAAAGUGCACCAGAGGCCAAGAAGAAGAAAACAGACGGGCCUGUGUCAGCUUUCUCCCUCUUUGUGGGAAAUUUGGUCUGCACCAAGGAAUUUGAAGAGCUGAAGGCUGGCAUCAGAGAAUUCUUUGGGAAGAAGAAUAUUGAAGUUUUAGAUGUCAGAAUUGGUGCUUCCAAGCGGUUUGGCUAUGUGGACUUCUCAUCUGCUGAAGAUCUGGAUAAAGCUCUCCAAAUGAAUGGAAAGAAGUUAAUGGGUUCAGAAAUCAAACUGGAAAAAGCAAAGAGCAAGGAAACUAUGAAAGAAAAUAAGAAAGAGAGAGAUGCCAGAACACUGUUUUUGAAGAACCUGCCCUACCGUGUAACCGAGGAUGAAAUCAAGGAGGUGUUUGAAAAUGCAGUAGAAGUCCGGAUAGUACUGAACAAGGAUGGAAGCAGCAGAGGGAUGGCCUAUGUUGAAUUCAAAACAGAAGCUGAGGCAAACAAAGCUCUGGAGGAGAAGCAGGGCACGGAGAUUGAGGGUCGUGCUGUGAUCAUUGACUUCACUGGUGAGAAGAGCCAGCAAGAACAUCAGAAAGGAGGUGGAGAGAGGGAGUCAAAGACCCUAAUCGUCAACAACCUCUCGUACGCCGCUACAGAAGAGACGCUCCAAGAACUGUUUAAGAAAGCUUCUUCCAUCAAGCUGCCACAGAACAACCAGGGCAGGUCUAAAGGGUAUGCGUUCGUAGAUUUUCCCACAGCUGAGGAUGCCAGGGAGGCAUUGAAUUCCUAUAACAACACAGAGGUUGAAGGCAGAACAAUCAGACUGGAGUUCAGUGCACCAUCAUGGCAGAAAGGGAACACGAACGCACGAGGAGGAUUCAGUCAGCAAAGCAAAACGUUGUUUGUCAGAGGCCUUUCUGAGGACACCACGGAAGAGACACUAAGAGAAUCAUUUGAAGGCUCUAUAAGUGCAAGAAUAGUCACAGACAGAGACACUGGAUCAUCUAAAGGGUUUGGAUUUGUGGACUUCAGCUCUGCAGAAGAUGCCAAAGCAGCUAAAGAAGCCAUGGAAGACGGAGAGAUAGAUGGCAACAAAGUGAUCCUUGAUUUUGCCAAGCCAAAGGGUGACUUCCAGCGUGGCGGCGGAUUUGGUGGUCGUGGCGGCAGAGGAGGCGGCCGAGGAGGAAGAGGUGGAUUUGGUGGCAGAGGUGGUGGCAGAGGAGGAUUUGGAGGUAGAGGUGGCUUCCGAGGAGGCAGAGGAGGAGGUGGAGAUCACAAGCCACAAGGAAAAAAGAUAAAGUUUGAAUAAACUUCCCCUUUCCUUCCCCUUCUUCUGCUCUCCGAGACUAUCUGAAAGGACUCCGGGGGUUUUUAUUCUCCUUUGAUCUUGGCGGAGCCUUCGGAGGACAUUCCAAGAAGCGAAGCAGUACUGUGAGCCACUUGGAAAAUACUAAUUUUCAUUUCAAGGAAGCGAGAGCAAGCCAUUUUGACUGCUUGCCUGUUCAAAGGAACUUUUUAAAAAAAAACACAAGUGAUAGAUGUGGGAAUUUACCCCUUGUCUGUGAGUUGUCUUGAAUUUAUAAUGUUUUACCAUGUACAAAUUUUUUUUUCCUAUAAACUUCUGUAGCAUUUUUGCUGUAAAAAUGCAGAAUGUUUUAUCAUUUGUGCUUCAGCACCCUGUCUUGGACAGAUUAAAGGACCUAAACUGGUUCGUGUUACUUCUGUGCCACUAAAUGAAGCCAGGCUGGGAGAAAGAGGCUGUCUGUAGCCUUCCCUCUCUUGUAUUAAGGUCAUUAGUGUCACAGCAGCAGCUUCUGUCCUGCUUUGCUUGAGCUUGUGUCAGCUCCCAGCUGUGUGUGUGUGCUGUGUUAGAGUGCUUGCAGGAAGGAGGGCAGAAGAAUAUGAUUGCCGAGGUAAGCUCUGUGACCACAACCAUGUUUUAUUUUAUUUUUUUUAACUAAAGGUGCUGUGAUGGUGCUUAGUAGCCAAUUGCUCUUUUACAUUCUUUUUAAACAAAUGAGUAAAUCAGGUCUUGUACUAAG